GCAUUCUGGGUAAUGAGCUGUUUACUUCCUGCGGGUGUGGAGGUGGUGGCUGUGUUCCUCGCUGUUCUUCGUAUCCAAGAAGAUGGCCCUGGAGACGGUGCCGAAGGACUUGCGGCAUCUGCGGGCGUGUUUGCUGUGUUCUCUGGUCAAGACUAUAGACCAGUUUGAAUAUGACGGUUGUGAUAAUUGUGAUGCGUACUUACAAAUGAAGGGUAACCGAGAGAUGGUGUAUGACUGCACCAGCUCUUCCUUUGAUGGAAUCAUUGCCAUGAUGAGUCCAGAGGACAGCUGGGUCUCCAAGUGGCAGCGAGUGAGCAACUUUAAGCCGGGUGUAUACGCAGUAUCAGUCACUGGCCGCCUGCCCCAAGGAAUUGUGCGGGAGCUGAAAAGUCGAGGAGUGGCCUACAAAUCCAGAGACACAGCUAUAAAGACCUAACAAGAUGCAGGGCUGCCAGCGUCUUUGCUCUCCACCUCCUGCCUCUACUUACUAUUUGGUUGUUGGACUGGACUCCCUGCCCUCCAUCUUGGAGAAUCAGCUGACUGUUGAGAGAGCAGCUUCCUGUUCCUGGGCCAUUUCCCUUCUUUGGACUACUUACUGGCAGAGGUGGGAGGGUUUGGGCUGGUGGAUUCACAGAGACUGCAUUGAGGAGAGAGUAGGGUGUUGGUUUUCCUACUCACAUCCAUGGACGUGACCCUGGGUGAAAUACCAAUAAACGUGAAGCCCUGAAAAAUUCUUAAA
This is a messenger RNA of Chinchilla lanigera (long-tailed chinchilla), 739 nucleotides long. RefSeq names its product suppressor of Ty 4 homolog 1 (S. cerevisiae) (gene Supt4h1). NCBI's taxonomy places the organism in Eukaryota, Metazoa, Chordata, Mammalia, Rodentia, Chinchillidae. Gene Ontology annotation, cellular component: DSIF complex; nucleus. Bases 83 to 436 code for a protein of 117 amino acids. Gene Ontology annotation, biological process: regulation of transcription elongation by RNA polymerase II; positive regulation of DNA-templated transcription, elongation; mRNA processing. The transcript has 5 exons. The record is from RefSeq and is a predicted model, not a curated record. Gene Ontology annotation, molecular function: zinc ion binding; RNA polymerase II complex binding.